Molecule: messenger RNA, 523 nt
Organism: Dimorphilus gyrociliatus
Lineage: Eukaryota; Metazoa; Annelida; Polychaeta; Dinophilidae
Source: the annotation of a GenBank genome assembly
CAUGGAGUUAAGCGACAAGACAAGAUUUGAAUAUUUCACAAGAGUUGUUGCUCCCGAUAAUUAUCAAGCUCGUGCAAUGGUCGACAUUGUUAAACAUUUUAAAUGGAACAACGUACUAACUCUAGCUGAUGAAGGAAAUUACGGAGAAAAAGGAAUAGCGGCCUUUAAAGAGAAAGCCGCUAAUAGAGACAUUUGUAUUGCGAAACAGAAGGAAAUUGGACGACAAAUUUAUAAGGAUACUUUUAAAAAUAUUCUCUCAGAGUUCUAUCAAGAGAAGAAAGCAAAAGUCGUAGUAAUGUUUGUCAACGAAGACAACGUAAGACGGCUUUUAGAGGCGUAUAAACUAACUAGGUCCGAAAGAGGUGGAAGAGAGUUAACCUUUUUAGCGAGUGAUAGCUGGGGAGCGAAAACCCAUCCUGUAAGCAACAACGAAGAAGCGGCCGAAGGAACUGUAACAAUCUUACCAGAAAGGAAUCAGUUAGUCGGUAAAUAUAGUUUAUUUAUUAUUCAUAAUGGCGUGUAA